CCGAGAGCAUCGGGAUAUCUGCUGCUUCUCGAGAUGCCGACAGGCCUUUUCCACGAUGCGUAGGAGUUCGCGCGGUUCACCACAGAGCAUUGAAUUCAUGCGUUGAUCUCGUUGCUUCGGUUUCCGCACCCAAAUACAGAAACAAUGGACAUUGUGCAGGCGGCGGCCGGCUAUGUCACCAAGAUGGUGUCGGCCGGCGACAGCGCCACGGGUGCGCCGUCGGCCAAGAUGAAGAUCUUGCUGCUGGACAGGGAGACGUUGCCCUUCAUCUCAACCGCCGUCACGCAGUCGGCCCUGCUCAACCACGAAGUCUACCUCAUGGACCGCCUCGACAACCCGAACCGCGAGAAGAUGCGCCAUCUGCGCUGUCUGUGCUUUGUGCGGCCGCACCCUGACACUAUCGGCCUGCUCAUCGACGAGCUGCGCGAGCCCAAAUACGGCGAGUACCAUCUGUUCUUCAGCAACGUGGUCAAGAAGUCGACCCUGGAGCGCCUGGCCGAGGCAGAUGACCAUGAGGUGGUCAAGCUGGUCCAAGAGCACUUCCUCGACUAUGCCGUCAUCAAUCCGGAUCUGUUCUCCCUCAACUUGUCAUUGCCCAUGCACCGGAUAUGGAGUGGCAACCCGGACACCUGGAACACGGAUUCGCUGCAGCGGGCCACCGAGGGUGUCAUCGCCGCCCUCCUCAGCCUCAAGAAGAAGCCGCUGAUUAGGUACCAGAAGACCAGCCCUCUGGCGAAGAAACUGGCUUCCGAAGUGCGCUACUACAUGACCCAGGAGGACCAGCUCUUUGACUUCCGCAAGACAGACACCCCCCCAAUCCUCUUAAUAUUGGACAGGAGAGGCGACCCCAUCACGCCGCUGCUCAUGCAAUGGACGUACCAGGCCAUGGUGCACCAUCUGCUCGGCAUCAACAACGGCAGGGUCGACCUCAGCAAUGUGCCCGACAUCCGGCCAGAGCUUAAGGAGAUUGUCUUGUCUCAGGAUCAAGACCCUUUCUUCAAGAAGAACAUGUACCUGAACUUCGGCGAUCUGGGAAGCAAUAUCAAGGACUACGUCGAGCAGUACCAGUCCAAGACCAAGAGCAAUGCCGACAUCGAGUCGAUAGCCGACAUGAAGCGCUUUAUCGAAGAGUAUCCCGAAUUCCGGAAGCUCUCGGGGAACGUGAGCAAACACGUCACGCUCGUGUCGGAGCUCAGCAGGCGGGUUGGCGCCGAGAAUCUUCUCGAAGUGAGCGAACUCGAGCAGAGCAUAGCCUGCAACGAGAACCACGCGGCAGAUUUGAGGAAUAUCCAAAAACAGAUCCAAUCACCCUCCGUCACCCCCGAAAACAAAGUCUCCCUCGUCGCCCUCUACGCGCUCCGCUACGCUAAACACCCUUCCAACUCCCUCCCCAUGCUCACCGACCUCCUCACCGCAGCCGGCGGCGUCCCCGCCCGCCAAGCAGCCCUGGUCUCCAAGCUCCUCACCUACCACCACUCCCUCCAGCAGUCCGCCGCCACGACCGGCGGCAUCACGGAGCUGUUCGAGUCGGCCGGUCUUUUCAGCUCCGCCGGGUCCCGCUUCAAGGGCCUCAAGGGCGUCGAGAACGUCUACACGCAGCACUCGCCGCUGCUGGAGACGACGCUGCAGCAGCUGGUCAAGGGCAAGCUGCGCGAGACCCAGUACCCGUUCGUCGAGGGCGGCGGGACCACGCGGGACAAGCCGCAGGACGUGGUGGUCUUCAUCGUGGGCGGCGCCACGUACGAGGAGGCCAAGAUGGUCGCGGGCAUCAACGCGUCUACGCCGGGGGUGAGGAUCGUGUUGGGAGGCACGACGGUGCAUAACGCGGCCACGUUUAUGGAGGAGGUGGAGGAUGCGGUCGGGAGUUGGCCCGAGGUCGGCGGCGCUGCAGGGAGGAGGCGAUGAGCUGGGAGGGACAUAGUGCGAGUAGGUAAUUGAGAGGGGAAUGGAAAUUUGGUUUAUGUAUUGAACAAGACCAAGACCCGUGAUGAUUGCACCCUUCACCGUGG
Molecule: messenger RNA, 2009 nt
Organism: Thermothielavioides terrestris NRRL 8126
Lineage: Eukaryota; Fungi; Ascomycota; Sordariomycetes; Sordariales; Chaetomiaceae
Exons: 2
Coding region: 145-1905 (586 amino acids)
Biological process (GO): vesicle-mediated transport; intracellular protein transport
Cellular component (GO): Golgi membrane
Source: RefSeq, a predicted model, not a curated record